Molecule: messenger RNA, 1146 nt
Organism: Eimeria mitis
Lineage: Eukaryota; Apicomplexa; Conoidasida; Eucoccidiorida; Eimeriidae
Exons: 4
Coding region: 1-1146 (381 amino acids)
Source: RefSeq, a predicted model, not a curated record
AUGCUGCUGCAGCAGAGAGCUGCAUUCCCUCAUCCUCUUCUGCUGCAGCAGCAGCAGCAGCACCACCAGCACCAGCAGCAGCAGCAGGCCCCACCCCCUCCUCCUCCUCAGCAGCAACAGCAACAGCAACAGCAGCAACAGCAGCAGGAGCAGCAGCAGCAACAAAAGCAUACGAUCCGUGGACGGUGGCGGGGACUACGUUCGUAUGGGAACAGGCAGCAGCAACAGCAGCAACAGCAGCAGCAGCAGCAGCAGCAGCAGCAGCAGCAGCAUGUUGGCUACAUACGGGAGCGGCGUUUCUUUUGUAUAUCGUAUAUCUCCUUAUUGUAUUUGUGGGCAUCGAGCGACGUGGGUGUGUGGAAUUCUUCUGCUUCCUCUAUCUCAGCUGGCGGCGACAGUGCAGCAGCAGCAGCAGCAGCAGCAACUGCAGCAGCAGCAACUGCAGCAGCAGCGGCAACACCCACAACACACAAGGCAGCAGCAGCAGCACCAACAGCAGCAGCAGCAGCAGCAGCAGCAGCUGGCUCCAGCACAAAGAACGAGACAGCAGCAGCUAACCAACAGACACAAACCACUGCUGCAGAGGGACCGUUAAGCCCAGCAGCAGCAGCAGCAGCAGCAGCACCUGCAGCAGCACCUGCAGCAGCAGCAGCAGCACCUGCAGCAGCAGCAGCAGCAGCAGCAGCAGCAGCAGAAGCACCCAGGGUGUAUAUAUCUCGCCUAGGGAGAGAUUUCUCCAUAGAGGAGGCCGUCGAGUACCAGCUAGAAAUGCAGCAGCGGAGCAGCACGAGCCGCAGCAGCAGAGGCGCUGCACCAAAGGCUGCGGUAAAUGCUGCUCAAGCAGCAGCAGCAGCAGCAGCAGCAGCAGCAGCAGCAGUAGCUGCAGCAUCUGUAUUAGCAGCAGCGACAGCAGCAGCAGCAAUAGCUGCAGCUGCAGCUGCAUUGGCAGCUGCAGCAGCAGCAGCUGCUUUGAUAGCUGCAGCAGCAGCAGCUGCAGUGGCAGCUGCAGCAGCAGCAGCAAUAACAGCUGCAGCAGCAGCAGCAGUGGCAGCAGCAGCAGCAGCAGUGGCAGCAGCAGCAGCAGCAGCGGCAGCUGCAGUAGAAGCAGCAGCAACUGCUGCUGCUGCAUUAGCUGUUGCAGCAUAA